UUAAACGAGUGAGGAAGCUCUAGGCGCAGUACAUAUCUAUUUUUAAUUCGAAAUCUAAUUAUAAAUUAAAUAGAAAAUGAAGUUCUACGUGUUGGUAUUGGUAGCAGUGGCCUAUUUGGUAUAUGUGCACGCGGAUGCCUGUGUGCAAUGUAACUCCGCCAGUGAUCCGAAAUGCGCUACCGAGCCAGAAAACUAUCUGGCCAAAUCGUGCAGUGUUAAUACAUCCGUGUGCUAUACCCGAGUGCUUAAUGGCAAUACGAUUCGUGGUUGUGCUUCUGAAUUGGACAACGCCACAGCUGCUGCUUGCCACAAUGAAUUGGACUGUCUGAUUUGCACCUUUUCCGAAGGAUGUAAUCGUCGCAUCUUCCCCUUGAGUCGUGCCCAGUGCCUGCAAUGUUCGGACAACUCCACGGCCGAAUGCGCCAAAAAUGUCUAUGCCAAACCCGCUGUAUGCCCAAUUUACAAGCUCGGCGACAAAUGUUUUAUUAGAAAUGAUGGCAAAAACAAAACCGAGUCUUUCCAACGCGGUUGUCUAUCCUCCGCUCAGGCUAAGAAGCUCUGCGUAAAUGAGUCGAAUUGUUUCACUUGUGAAGGUGUCGGUUGCAAUUUUCUCGCUGCAAAUAGUGAACAGGUUCCGCUGGCUCGUGAUGGCGCGGCAUUUGCUGGCUUUUCCAUUGCACUGCUCUGCGCUGCUUUGGCCACGCUGCGCUUGGCUUAAGUUUUAAACAAACAUAACAAAACUAUUUGAAUAUUUUCUUUUUUACUUUAAUAUGUUUGUAAUAAGUGCGAGCCAUAUGACGAUUGUUGGCCGAAACGGCCAAUAUUAAAAGUCUUUGUAUCAAAUAAAUGUUGGACAAAAAACAAA
Messenger RNA from Anastrepha obliqua, 865 nucleotides. RefSeq lists its product as uncharacterized. NCBI's taxonomy places the organism in Eukaryota, Metazoa, Arthropoda, Insecta, Diptera, Tephritidae. The record is from RefSeq and is a predicted model, not a curated record. Bases 77 to 718 code for a protein of 213 amino acids. The transcript is spliced from 4 exons.